CUUGCCUGCCCGUCCAAGACCGUCUCAGGCCUCAAACAUCAUCUCUCGCUCUCUCUCAAUAGACGACUUUCCAGAGCUGGAGUUGGGUGAAGUCUGAGCGCGAGCGGUCGAGCGUCGCCUGUCUAGCUGGUGGUCGUCAAUCGCUGGCAUUACUACAUCGUCACCACGUCCUGCCGCAUCGUCUAUCCUUUUGACGUGAAACCACGACCUGAUGUCACUAUGUCUACAAUUCUAAGAUUUGAUGAUCUCAACGAGGAUGUUUUAUACCAUGUCCUGGUCCAGAUCGCAGCUCUCAGAACGCAAACCGACGAACGUAGCAUUGCUCUCAAGAAUCUAUCGACAACGUGCAAGCGUAUGCGCUCAUACUGUAUGCCCGUCCUCUUCCAUGAAUGUCGGUCUAUACAUCGCUUCGGUGGUGUGCCACCGGAGACGCUCCGUCCUCAUGUUAGGCACAUCAAAUACAUGCGCGGUUUUUAUCACAUCAAAGACGUCUGUGAUGCUGGAUUCUAUGACGGCUUGCUGGUCCCUAUGCCAUUGGCUUCCUGCAACAGUAUCGCCAAAAUCCCUACCCCUCCUCCGUUUGGUCUCGAGCUCGAUUACCUUCCCAACGUGCAUGCCGUCACAUUUCUCCUGUGCCCAGGAGGCGUGCCCUGGUACGCUCUCACAAAAUGCCUGGAAUACCCUAACGUCACGUCCAUUUCCAUUGACAAAGACUCGGCGUUGAUAUGCACCCCACCGUCCCCCAUCCCGUUUGACCUGUCACCGACAUCCCAUGGCUGUCGGCUCACAGAAUUCAUAUACACCCCAUCUCAGUGGCGUGAGACGCAAAGCCGGUUGCGGAAGACAAACAUACAGCCAGCGUACGCCUACGAGACGAGCUACCUCCGCGCGCUUGUUCUUGCCAUGUCCGACACCGCCGAGUCGCUCACCCUCCCUGUCGAGACGGCACCGCUCUUGGAGAUGGCUAAUAUGGACUGGCCGCGUCUGCAUACGCUGUCGCUCACCGGGCGAUAUACCCAUCCAAAUCAAUGUCGUGCUAUCCCCCUCCUCCUUCUGCGCAUGCCGAACCUGCGCUCACUCUCGGUCAAAGUGAUGCAGUGCGAAGUAAUGCGACGUCCCCUUCUGCUCAAGGAGCCUCCGGAUACUAGCUACCGCCUACGGUCAUUGACGAUCUCGUAUCCGAACCCGGAAGAUCCGAUUUUCUCGUAUAUCGGAGAUGGUCUAACUUCCCUCUCGCUCCGCGAUAGUCCGAGGCACUACUUUGCGUCUCGUUACAGCCGUCGAUACCUCCCAGCCAUAUUCCCGAUCCUCAGGGCGUCCGAAUGUUUAGCCAUCCUGAAGCGCGUCUCCGCCCCUCGACUCUCGGUACUCGAACUAGUCUAUCAGACCGACGCCGCUGAGGAUGAGCUCCUGCAGUAUCUUCCAAUGGCGUUCCCCCUUCUCCAGGAAAUCGAGUUGCACCGAUACAAAGCAUCCCUCAAAGACACC
Trametes versicolor FP-101664 SS1 is the source of this 1488-nucleotide messenger RNA. RefSeq lists its product as uncharacterized. The annotation marks the transcript as partial. The transcript has 3 exons. Lineage: Eukaryota; Fungi; Basidiomycota; Agaricomycetes; Polyporales; Polyporaceae. The record is from RefSeq and is a predicted model, not a curated record.